CCCCCCCUCUUUUUUUUUUUUUUUCAAAUCCGUCGACAAAUACGCAGUCGAUCAAAUUCACUGGGAAUGUUCGAGAGCAAGAUCAUGACGAACCAAUGAAGGCGGUUCGUCUUCUGACCCAAGUCAAGAAACCCAGUAGUUCAUCACUCUUUGUGCGAAGCCUCGCCCCAUUCUGUUCAUCUUCGGCCACGAACCCUAGGUUUCGAAACUCAUUCUCCGGCGAAGCCGACAGCGGUUGCACAGUCUAUCAGCACGUCCUAAAGUUCCAACGUCCGACGACCAUCGGUUGGCAGCAAGUUGCGAAGAACAACUCCGCUAGCUUUAUUGGCACGGUGCUUCUUCCCCUCGAUGUGAUAAAAAGCAACAACAGUAAAUUCGGCGUUCAUACGUUGCUUGACGUUAGGACCUCCCCUCAAUUGAGCCACGGCUUUAGGAUUCAAGUGCAUAUGUGGAAUGAAUUGGCGGAAUUAUGUGUCCAACAUCUAAAACCGAAUGAUUUUAUUUAUGUCUCAGGGCGGAUAGGCUCUUAUGCAAAGGUCGAUCGAAAGGGGAAUCUCAGAAUAUAUUACAGAGUAACAGCAGAAGAGUUGAAUUAUGUAAGGCAGACACAUGAUUUAACCUGCCAAAAGGGUUUUGAACCGCAAUCUGUUGAAACUGGUGUGGAGAAAUAUAGAGCACGUCUAAACUUGUGGCAAGUGUUCUUCACCAACCCACAUGAAUGGUGGGAUAACAGGAAAGAUAAAGUAAAUCCAAAGCUUCCUGAUUUUAAGCAUAAGGACACUGGUGAAGCUCUCUGGCAAAAACCAGAUGAUCCUCCAUGGAUUAAGAAACAACUGCAAUUGCUCGACUCAAAAAUGGCAGAACAAGGCCAAGUAAUACGUCAUGGAUCCCGCAUCUCGAAGUGGGAGUAUGAUGAAUAGAGAUUCAGGGACAAGCAUUUAGUAAGCCUUGUUGCAGGAAAUGGCAUUUUCCUUUGCUUCUACUGCAUGUUUCAUAAGGCAACUUAGCUUUGUACGGGAUCUUUUUAUCUUUUUCAGAAUGAUCAGCUUGAAGGACAAAUGGUACGAGAAGUUUAUUAUGAGAGUUGAUUUAAGCUUUAAUAAGCUCUAGGCCAAGAAUCAGAGCCACUGAAAUACAGAAAUUGUUGACCACCAUUCUGGGUAUUUAGAUCUUUGUACAGCAGUCCCCAGGUUUUAUUGUUGCCACUUGUAAACUAAAUAUCGAAAUAUAGAAACUGUGCAUUAUUACC
Messenger RNA from Ziziphus jujuba (common jujube), 1249 nucleotides. Its product is annotated as protein OSB1, mitochondrial. Gene Ontology annotation, molecular function: single-stranded DNA binding. Gene Ontology annotation, biological process: mitochondrial DNA replication; positive regulation of helicase activity. The record is from RefSeq and is a predicted model, not a curated record. Gene Ontology annotation, cellular component: mitochondrial nucleoid. The coding region runs from base 96 to 920 and encodes 274 amino acids. The transcript has 4 exons. NCBI's taxonomy places the organism in Eukaryota, Viridiplantae, Streptophyta, Magnoliopsida, Rosales, Rhamnaceae.